GAAACUCCAACUUUACCACACUUUCCUUCGAUCUGCAGAGGAGUCGACCAAACAAUAUCCAGUGGUCCCAUCGGAUUAUUUUACCUUUCAUUCAGGCAUCCCCCACCAUGAAGCUGCUUUUGGCAGGACUUGCUCUGAUUCUAAUUGUGGGAACAGAAGCAGUGGAUUUAAAUUUUCCCAUCCAAGCUAUUCAAGGAGGUCAUGACAUGUGGAAAGCCUACAGGGACUUGAAAAAGUCCAACUGGAUAGGUGCUGACAAAUACUUCCAUGCCAGAGGAAACUUUGAUGCUGCAAGGAGAGGACCAGGAGGUGUAUGGGCUGCUGAAGUCAUCAGUGAUCUCAGGGAGAUGGCGCAGAAAUAUUCAUCUUCAGGUUUUGAUGCUGAGGACUCUGCAGCCGAUCAGAAGGCAAAUCACUGGGGACGAAGUGGAGGUGAUCCCAACUGUUUCCGACCGAAAGGUCUUCCUGAUAAAUACUGAGAAAGUUACCGAUUUCCUUUAAAUGUACGAAAAACUCUCGUGGUUUGAAAUGAUUACUCACUUAUCACUGUUUUGCAUGUUGUGAUAGAAAAUUGUAUAUUUUGCCCAUUUCUCUAAAUAUUUUAGAUGUUGUUUGAAAAUAGAACAUUUUAUAUUAGUGUAUUGUUUUACACAUAACAGAGAAUAUUAAUAGAUUCACCUCCAGCAGCUGAGACAAAAGUAACUAAUUUGAACAUGAAUUAUAAAUAAAAACAAAACCCUACACGGGUCCACAAAGCAUCUGUGUUGUCAUAUGAAUGAAUAAAGGUCUGCCUUUUGACAUA
This is a messenger RNA of Nothobranchius furzeri (turquoise killifish), 802 nucleotides long. RefSeq names its product serum amyloid A (gene saa). Gene Ontology annotation, cellular component: extracellular region. NCBI's taxonomy places the organism in Eukaryota, Metazoa, Chordata, Actinopteri, Cyprinodontiformes, Nothobranchiidae. The record is from RefSeq and is a predicted model, not a curated record.